CCUAGACACGCCUCGGUCGACCGAGAUGUGGGCUCGAUCGAUCGCGUGGUGGGUGGUGUUAAUAUAUUUUCCCCGUCUGCCCCUCCGCUCUUGUGGGAUUGUUUGCUGCGCAGGCACAUUCGGUCCUUUACUUACGGUCUUUUCUUCCACCAUUCAUUCGUUAGGCUGGGCUGAGUUGAGUUGAGUUGUUUUGAGGAGACUUGCUUGCUUCUACCGGUGGACCCUCACUUCCUUCUAACUAUUCGUUCGUUCAUUCAUUCUCUAAGCCAACCCACUACUCGUUCAUCUGUCCGCAUUUCGAAGCUUGCUUGAUUCCCAUCCAUCCAGCUCACCUUUCCACCCACCCGCUCCUACUCCACCAUUCUCCCAUCCAACACAUUUCCCAGCCAAAAAAAACAGCCAGUCAAAACCAACACCCACCAUGCGCGUCCGCAGCAACACACUCUACCUCACCGUCCUCACCCUCUCCUCUACAUCCGCCGUCCUCGCCGCCGUCCAGCCCUGGGGCCAAUGCGGCGGCACAAACUACCAGGGCGACACCACCUGCACCGAGGGCCACCAGUGCGUGGAGCAGAACGCCUACUACUCCCAAUGCCUGCAAUCAACCUCCUCGGCUGAACCUAAUCCCGCGCCUAGCAGUGCAGCGCCGGUGGGCACGGCGACGACCCUGGUUACGAGGAUCGCCGCGCCCAGCGCGACGAACAGUGCGAGUGCGGCGGCGAGCAGCGGGACGCAUGGGGAGAGCUGCGCGCUGAACGCGGCGUUCGUGGCAAAGGGGAAGAAGUACAUCGGGACGGCGGCGGAUCAGGGGACGCUGAGCGAUGCUACAAAUGCGCAGAUCGUCGUUGGUGACUUUGGCCAGGUGACGCCUGAGAACUCUAUGAAAUGGGACGCCACAGAGCCCACGCAAGGCCAGUUCUCCUUCUCGGGCGCCGACUACCUCGUCGACUGGGCGACGACGAAUGGCAAGCUGAUCCGCGGGCAUACCACGGUGUGGCACUCGCAGCUGCCGACCUGGGUGUCGUCCAUCACGGAUAAAACUACGCUGGAAGGCGUCAUGACGAACCAUAUCCAGACGGUUAUCGGGCGGUACAAGGGGAAGAUAUAUGCUUGGGACGUCGUAAAUGAGAUCCUCAACGAAGACGGAAGCUUCCGCUCUAGUGUCUUCUACAACGUCCUCGGCGACUCCUUCGUAGAGACCGCGUUCAACGCCGCCAAGGAGGCGGAUGCCGAUGCGAAGCUGUACAUCAACGACUACAACCUCGACAGCGCGACCUACGCAAAGACGACCUCCAUGGUAUCCAAGGUCAAAGCCUGGGUCGCCGCCGGCGUCCCCAUCGACGGCGUCGGCUCGCAGUCGCAUCUCUCCGGCAGCUGGCCCAUUUCCGACUACCCCGCCGCGCUCAAAGCGAUCUGUGGCGCUGCGAGCGAGUGCGCGAUCACGGAGUUGGAUAUCAAGGGCGCUGCUGCGUCUGACUACGAGACGGCUGUGCAGGCUUGCCUUGACGUGGAGAAUUGUGUGGGGAUUACGGUGUGGGGCGUGAGCGAUAAGAAUUCCUGGAGAGCAAGUUCGACGCCGUUGCUGUUCGACUCGUCGUUCCAGGCUAAGGACGCGUAUAAUGGGAUCUGCGGUAUCCUAUGAAAAGGGGACGGGGAGUGGCGGUGGCUUGAGGGAGAAUUUCUUUGUAUAUAUUAGCUUGAUAUUGUGAAUACUCGUUAUCG
Messenger RNA from Trematosphaeria pertusa, 1722 nucleotides. RefSeq names its product glycoside hydrolase family 10 protein. Bases 422 to 1642 code for a protein of 406 amino acids. The transcript has 3 exons. The record is from RefSeq and is a predicted model, not a curated record. Gene Ontology annotation, biological process: carbohydrate metabolic process. Gene Ontology annotation, cellular component: extracellular region. Gene Ontology annotation, molecular function: cellulose binding; hydrolase activity, hydrolyzing O-glycosyl compounds. NCBI's taxonomy places the organism in Eukaryota, Fungi, Ascomycota, Dothideomycetes, Pleosporales, Trematosphaeriaceae.